Messenger RNA from Daphnia pulicaria, 1800 nucleotides. RefSeq lists its product as uncharacterized. Lineage: Eukaryota; Metazoa; Arthropoda; Branchiopoda; Diplostraca; Daphniidae. The transcript is spliced from 11 exons. The record is from RefSeq and is a predicted model, not a curated record. Gene Ontology annotation, cellular component: cytoplasm. Bases 63 to 1724 code for a protein of 553 amino acids.
CUGUUUGUGAAAAACAGCUGUGUGAAAGACCACUCGUUGCCACUGAGACUGAACGCACAAAAAUGAAGCACGCUGCUAUCGAAUGUCUGUCUUCAUUCCAAAAUUCGUUGUCAUUAAAUCGCAGCAAACAUUUACUCAUUCUUGGCACUGGAAUUGCUGGACUGUAUCUUGUUGGACAAAUCUACGUCUCUUACAAGAAAGCCCAACGCAGGAAGAAAUGGGCUUCUGUGGAGAAGAAUAUGGUUAUUCUUCAUCAGUUUGAACGGGGAAAAUUCACACCCAAUGUUUCUCCGUUCCCCCUGAAGUUGGAGACAUACCUGAGAAUGACUGGCAUUCCUUAUGAGAAUGAAUUUGAGGAACCGAUGGGUCCCAAAGGUAAAACUCCAUGGAUCACACUUAAUGGUGACGAGAUUGCUGACUCGCAGCUGUGCAUGGAGCUGUUGGCCAGAAAGUUCCACAAAGAUUGCAGUUCUCACUUGUCACCCGAAGAGCAAGCUAUAGCGAGGUCAUUCCACAUCAUGGCUGAAGAGCAUCUCUAUUGGGGUUUGCUUCUGUGGCGCUGGGUGUACACCAAAGGAAGGACCCUCUGGCAGGUUCAAUGCAACCUUCCUAAAAGUCUCAGCCUGACGUUGCCUUUAGUUGUCAAGAAAUUGAAAGGCCAAGCUCAAGGGCAAGGAAUGGGUCUGCAUACUGAAGCCGAAGUCAUUGAAAUGAGUGUUAAAGACUUGAGAGCCAUCUCCAAUUUCCUUGGUACCAAACAAUUUCUGAUGGGUGACAAAGCAAUUGAAGCCGAUUGUGCCGUGUUUGGAAUUCUCAGCCAGUUGCUGUGGAACUGCCCUGGCUCUCCAUUUGAACAACUCUUGAACGGCGAAUUUAAUAACUUGAAGUCUUACUGCGAACGCAUGAAAGACACUUUUUGGCCUGAUUGGGAUCGUUGUCUCAAUCCUGCUCGCAUUUUGAAAACAACAACAAAAAUGGCCGCUGCUUCUGUUGGGAACGACUUGGUCGUCCUUCAUCAGUUGAAAAGAGGAAAAUUGACUCCCUGCAUCUCUCCAUUCGCAUUGAAAUUGGAAACUUAUUUGCGAAUGGCCGGAAUUCCUUACCAGAAUGACUUUGAGCAGCCGAUGGGACCUAAAGGUAAAACUCCAUGGAUCACGUUGAACGGCAAAAAGAUUGGCGAUUCUCAGUUGUGCCUCGAACUGCUGGCCGAAACGUUCCACAAGGAUUUCAGUGGCCGUCUGUCUGUUGAAGAGAAGGCCGUGGCUAGAGCCUUUCAGAUCAUGGCGGAAGAUCAUCUUUACUGGGUCAUGCUGGUCUGGCGAUGGAUUUAUAAUGGCGGAAGUUCCCUGCCGCUCAUUCAAACGGAUUUGCAUUUUGCCGUCCGCUAUUUACGACCCGUCGUUGUGGGUAGGGUGAAAUCCCAGGCGUCGGCUCAAGGUAUUGGCCGUCACAGUCAGGCUCAAGUCAUGGAAAUGGGACUGAAGGAUCUGCGGGCCAUCUCCCACUUUCUCGGGCUGAAAUUGUUUUUGAUGGGGGACCAGCCGAUUGAAGUCGAUUGCGCCAUCUUUGGUAUGCUGGCCCAAAUCUUGUGGAACAGUCCGGGCUCCCCUUACCAGCCGCUUUUCGACGGCGAAUGGAUCAAUUUGAAAAUGUACUGCCAUCGGAUGAAGGAAACCUUUUGGCCCGAUUGGAAUCAAUGCCUCAACCCUGCCCAGCCAAAUUAAUGAGAUCUCUUAUUUUGCGAUCCUAUUACUCCCCCCAAAUUAAGGAUCGGUAGGAUUACACCAAGUCGAUUUCUUA